AACUAUGGAGUUUCUGGGCGUCAUUUGAAACUAAGCCAUAAGAAGCCUUGCAGUUUAGGCCCAGGCUUCUUGGAACACUCUAAUAGCUCUGAGCUGCCUUGUAAGAAGUCUUACUACCCUGAGAUUGCCAUGCUGGAGAGGUAUCAUGUUGGCAUUCUGGCUGACAGGCCAGCUGAUCCCAGCAUUCCAGUCAUCCUCAUCACGGAGUCAGAUAUCUGAAUGGAGCUCUCCAGAACAACCCAUCUAUCUGCCUGCUGAAUACCACAAAGUGACCCUCGUCAGUGCCACGUGGGACAGGAGAAUCACCCAGUUGAGCCCUGCCCAAAUUUCUCUCCAUAAAAUGGUGACGGUACUGACAACAAUGCUAUCGGGCCGGUGGUGGCCAAGUCCCUGGGGGAGCCUAAGGCUGGGGCCCCGAAGCCCUUCUCAGGGAUCCCAGCUCUGUGCCCUCUAUGCCUUCACUUACACUGGGGCAGAUGGCCGGCAAGUGUCUCUUGCUGAAGGAGAGAGAUUCCUACUGCUUCGAAAGACCAACUCAGAUUGGUGGUUGGCAAGGCGCCUGGGAGCACCCUCCACCUCUCGGCCCAUCUUCGUCCCAGCUGCCUACAUGACAGAGGAAUCCAGCCCUUCCCAGAGCCCUACCACUGGCACCCCCAGCCGAUCCCUCUGGACUCCUGGGCCAAAGCUAUUUUCUGGCUCCUUGGAGGAGCUGCACCUGUGUCAGGAACCCCCAGACAGAGCCCAGUUGACAUCUGAACAUCCUCCUCCUCUUCCCCCCAAAAUGUGUAGAAGUGUCAGUGUUACCAACUUGAAGGGCACCCUUCAAAAGCCCUUCCAGGAACAACCAAGUGGGAGAUCCUUUUCCCAGGAAGACUUGCUGACGGAAGCCAAUGACAAGGCAAGACCCCAGCCCCUCAUGUCAGAGCCCCCUGUGUACUGCAAUCUGGUGGACCUCCGCCGCUGCCCCCGCUCUCCGCCCCCAAACCCUGCAUGCCCGCCGCUGCAGAGGCUGGACUCCUGGGAGCAGCACUUGGACCACAGCUCCGGACGCUGCUUCUACAUAAAUUCGCUGACUGGCUGCAAAUCUUGGAAGCCCCCACGCCACACCCGCACCCGAGAGAUGAACCCUGGCUCCAUGGAGAGGACCCAGACCCUGAAUAGGGACAACGGUGUCCUGCAGCCUCAGGCAAAGGGCUCAGAAUCUGGCCCAGGGACCCCAGAACUUUUCGACUCCCAGGCUUCACCCUGCCUCCGCAGAUGCACCUCCCAGCUUGACCCCUCAGACCAGCCUUCGGCUUUGCAGUUUGCUCGGCCUCUGCCCCAGGUCCUGGAUGACCCUCACGAGGUGGAAAAGUCAGGCCUGCUCAAUAUGACCAAGAUUGCCCAGGGCGGUCGCAAGCUCAGGAAGAACUGGGCCCCAUCUUGGGUAGUAUUAGCGGGUAACAGCCUGGUGUUCUACCGAGAGCCACCGCCGACCGCCCCCUCCACCCUCUGGGGCCCAGCCGGGAGCCGACCAGAAAGCAGCGUGGACCUUCGCGGAGCAGCCCUGGCCCAUGGCCGCCACCUGUCCAGCCGCCGCAACGUCCUGCACAUCCGCACGGUCCCUGGACACGAGUUCCUGCUGCAGUCAGACCAGGAGACCGAGUUGCGAGCCUGGCACCGCGCGCUGCGGGAGGUCAUUGAGCGCCUGGAUCGAGAGAAUCCCCUGGAGCUACGUCUGUCAGGCUCUGGACCAGCGGAGCUGGGGGAGCUGAGUGCCGGGGAGGAGGAAGAAGAGGAGUCAGAGCCGGUGUCCAAGCCCCUGCUGCGGCUGGGCGGCAGCCGUCGGAACUCCAGUCGGUGUCCUGAGGGAGCCGAGCAGAGCCGUGUGCGGAACAAACUAAAACGGCUUAUCGCAAAGAGACCGCCCUUGCAAACCCUGCAGGAGCGGGGUCUGCUCCGAGAUCAGGUGUUUGGCUGCCAGUUGGAAUCUCUAUGCCAGCGGGAAGGAGACACUGUGCCCAGCUUUGUGCGGCUCUGCAUUGCUGCAGUGGAUAAAAGAGGUCUAGACGUGGAUGGCAUUUACCGCGUGAGUGGGAACUUGGCAGUGGUCCAGAAGCUUCGUUUCUUGGUGGACAGAGAGCGGGCGAUCACCUCUGAUGGGAGGUACAUGUUCCCAGAACAGCAAGGACAAGAAGGCCGAUUAGACUUGGACAGUGCGGAGUGGGAUGACAUUCAUGUGAUCACUGGAGCCUUGAAGCUUUUCCUCAGGGAGCUGCCCCAGCCUCUGGUGCCCCCACUGCUGCUGCCCCAUUUUCGUGCUGCCCUUGCACUCGCUGAAUCAGAACAGCGUCUCUCUCAAAUACAGGAAUUAAUAAGCUCAAUGCCAAAGCCCAACCAUGACACUCUACGGUAUCUGCUGGAGCAUUUAUGCAGGGUGAUAGCACACUCAGAUAAGAACCGCAUGACCCCCCACAACCUGGGAAUUGUGUUUGGACCAACCCUAUUUCGGCCGGAGCAGGAGACGUCUGACCCAGCGGCCCAUGCCCUCUACCCUGGGCAGUUAGUCCAGCUGAUGCUCACCGACUUCACCCGCCUCUUCCCCUGAUGGGGGCAAGGAAGAAAAGAAAGUGCGUUUCCAGUGAUCUCUGUGGGAUAGCCUUUGGUGGGGGUGAGGGUGGAGGGUGUUCUGUUUCUAGGACAUACCUUUAAAUCCUGUCUCUCCGAUGACUGUCUCCAUCUUUGUGAGUUGGACCCAAAGGGUUGGGAUAGGGUGAGGAAGCACCACUAAAGAGGGAAGUGGAUGGAUUAACACUUGCUUCUCUAGGUCCCUGUCCUUAGCCCUCUCCCAGGAUAAUAACAUAUGAAGCAGGG
Messenger RNA from Phacochoerus africanus (Common warthog), 2853 nucleotides. RefSeq names its product Rho GTPase activating protein 9 (gene ARHGAP9). NCBI's taxonomy places the organism in Eukaryota, Metazoa, Chordata, Mammalia, Artiodactyla, Suidae. The transcript has 18 exons. The coding region runs from base 146 to 2587 and encodes 813 amino acids. Gene Ontology annotation, cellular component: cytoplasm. Gene Ontology annotation, biological process: regulation of GTPase activity; signal transduction. The record is from RefSeq and is a predicted model, not a curated record. Gene Ontology annotation, molecular function: protein binding.